AUGAACAAGCAGUGGAGUGAUUUUAACGAUAAUCUAAGUCGAGAACAAGCGAUUGUUUGGCGACUCGACGGCGAAGAAUGGAUACGCUAUUUAAACUAUAUUCAUGGUCCUGCUAGACAAUGGACAGAGUUGGCUCCUCUAUCAUCUUUCUGUUGUCGACGUGAAUCUUAUGAACGACUGUUAAAUCGUCAAUAUGGUCAUAUUGUCUUAUAUGGGAAUGGUUUCAUAAUUGAUGAAUUACAUUUCGUUUCAUUUCGAAUAUACUCUUUACUAGGUAUAGAAUUACAGAAUUUCGGUGAAUACCCAAUAACAUUAGGUUUAAGAUUUCAUACGUUUCUAAAUGCUGGCAAGAAUAGUCGAAAUGUUUAUUUUGACUUAUUUGCACCAUCAUCAGUCACACAGGAACAGGUACUAAGAAUUGCUCAAUGGUACAAUAGACGAAUAUCUGGACUCGAUGGAUUAAAUAUGGCUUUGGGAGGACUUCAACCUGCUGCGUCCGUAAUAGAAUUGGCCCGUUGA
This is a messenger RNA of Rotaria sp. Silwood1, 519 nucleotides long. The record is from the annotation of a GenBank genome assembly. NCBI's taxonomy places the organism in Eukaryota, Metazoa, Rotifera, Eurotatoria, Philodinida, Philodinidae.